Drosophila melanogaster (fruit fly) is the source of this 8314-nucleotide messenger RNA. It is a transcript of the gene trr, whose product is annotated as trithorax-related. Gene Ontology annotation, biological process: chromatin remodeling; eye development. Gene Ontology annotation, cellular component: polytene chromosome; nucleus; chromosome. Gene Ontology annotation, molecular function: histone H3K4 methyltransferase activity; histone H3K4 trimethyltransferase activity. NCBI's taxonomy places the organism in Eukaryota, Metazoa, Arthropoda, Insecta, Diptera, Drosophilidae. The record is from RefSeq and is marked reviewed. Bases 176 to 7471 code for a protein of 2431 amino acids. The transcript is spliced from 6 exons.
AACACUGCUCUGCAUACACGAAAAUAAAAUUUUUUUGACUAAUCGUGCAUGUUUUCGCUCGGUAAAAAAAAAAGCAGGCCGCGCGAGCCCUAGCUAGCUAGACCGCCGCCCUUCCCGUCCCACGAAACGCAGCGCAUCGCAUCCGGCGUUCCGCGUUUCCACUUGUGUGUUUGUUAUGAAUAUACCGAAGGUGACAACAUCGCUUGGUGCCGCCGAAAAGGCGAAACCCGAAAGAGUAGCAUCCGUGGCCGCCGCUGCCUUCAAUGCGGUCAGCCUGCAGAAGCGCAGCGGCGACGACACCGCCACUCCGGCGGAGGAUCCCACGCGCAAGAAGGCCAAGACGGAGCUGCUUCUCGGAACUGGAACGGCAGCGCCCAGUUUGCCCGCCAAAGCGUCGAGCACCGCGCCGCAGCAGCUCCUCUACCAGCGGAGUGGACAGCAGGCUAAGGCGCAGGUAAAAGCUGCGUCGGAGCCGCAGGAUGUCGAGACGGCGGACGGCGUCUGGGACGCCCGCGAUCAGCAGAUCAUAGUGUGCAACUUCGGCUCCGGCACUGAGAUGGGUGCCAUCAAGGCGGAGGACGCUGACAAGCAGAGUGAGUACAGAAUCAGCACUCCAAGGAACAGUCAAUCUAACCCUUUGCUACACCGAAACACAGCCUUUACCAGCUUUACCAAAAAGGAGGGUGCCUCAUCGUCGGCCUCGUCAUCAUCGUCAACCGCGUCCGUCAUUUCCAUCGAGCCCAGUGGCUCGGGGCAGGAUCAUGCUGAAAACUCCGGCAAAUCUGAGGACCUCGACUACGUACUGAUGCCAGCCAGCGGCGCGGAUAGCUCUACAUCUGUGGGUAACUCCACCGGAACGGGAACACCAGCAGGAACGCCUAUUGGAGCUACUACCUCCACCAUUAUUUUAAACGCUAACAACGGAACGGCAGGAGUCAGUGGAGCCGGCACCACUACAAUCCUCACACAGAAAUCCGGUCACACGAACUACAACAUCUUCAAUACCACGGCCACUGGUAGCCAAACGCCCACUACAACAUUGUUAAACCGGGUGAAUCUUCACCCCAAGAUGAAAACCCAGCUGAUGGUUAACGCCAAGAAGCUGUCGGAAGUAACGCAGACCACGGCGAAAGUGUCGAUUGGCAACAAGACUAUAUCGGUGCCGCUGCUCAAGCCGCUGAUGAGCGCUAGUGGAGCGGCCACAGCCGGAGGAGCCACGAUUGUAGAGAGCAAGCAACUGCUGCAGCCGGGCGGUCAGGUGACUACCGUAAUGAGUGCUGCGCAGCAAAGCGGUGGUCAGCAGGUCCACCCGCACGUCCAUUCUCAUGCACAUCACAACUUUACCAAACUUAUCAAACGCGGGCCAAAAAAUAGCGGCACCAUUGUCUCGUUUUCGGGGCUACAGAUCAAGCCGGCGAACACCAAAAUUGUGGCCACCAAGGUGGUGAGCAAAAAGAUGCUGCAACUUCAGCAGCACCAACAACAGAUCCAACAGCAGCAGCAGCUUCAGCAGCUGCAGGUGACCAGUGGUGGAGGCCUGGCUCCGCCCACAGGCAGCAUAGUGACUAUCACCACCACCAACCCCAGCCAAACGUACGCAAUGGUUCAGGAUUCCGCAACUGUGGGACCUGCGGCCCAUUCGGAAGACGAUGCGCCAGCGCCUCGAAAGAUUACAGCCUACUCGGAGAACCUUCAAAAAAUUCUCAACAAGAGCAAGUCCCAGGAAUCGACUGGAGGCCCGGAGGAGUUCACCAACAUCAACAGCGUGGUGAUUAAGCCGCUCGACAAGAAUACACUCAAUUGUCCACCCAGCUUUAACAUCUUUAAGCAGCAGCAGCACUCACAGGCUGCUCAAAGCCAAUCAAUCUCCGCGGUAGGCAGUGGAGCAGGCACACCCGUGACGUUUACCAUGGCUUCGGGGAAUGCCUCAGAUCUGGCCACCACCUCCACCGUUUCCGUUUCGGCGGGGACCAUCUGCAUAAACAGUCCGAUGAUGGGCACGCGGCCAAUAAUCUCCAUUCAGAACAAGAACAUAUCCCUGGUGCUGUCCAAGACGACCAUGGCCCAGCAAAAACCGAAGAUGAUAACUACAACCACGUUGUCCAGUCAGGCGGCGCUGCAGAUGCAUCAUGCUUUGAUUCAGGAUUCUAGUGCAGACAAGGCGGGAUCUUCUGCAAACUCCGGAUCAGCUACCUCGGGAGCUUCAAUGCAGCUGAAACUAACGACCGCCAAUACGCCCACCAAACUCAGCGUUAGUCUGGCUCCGGACGUAGUCAAGCUGGAAGAAGUUGGCAGCGAAUCUAAAGCAAAGCUACUGGUCAAACAGGAGGCGGUUGUGAAGGAUAGCACUGGUACUCCGACCAGUGAGGAGCGGGCUGAGGAGAUCGGCACGCCGGAGAAGCGUUUGAACGCCAAUGCCACAAUGACGGCUAUUAACCAGGUUCAAAAUCAGUCCGCCAAUCAAAUUCAAAUGGCCACAUCUACCUCAACUGCCUCGAAUCCCAGCACACCCAAUCCUACAGUGAACGCCACACCUAUGAACAACCAACGCUCGGCAGCGGAGGAUAAUGCACUUCUAAAGCAACUGCUCCAAAACAACAGCAGCAGUCAUAGCCUCAACCAGAUAAGCAUCACUUCGGCUCACGUUGGUUCCGCCUCAGCUUCGGCACCUCUUUCCGCCCGCAAGGUUAUCAACGUACGGGCGCCCAGCAUGGGGAAGGUCAGAAGUUUGGAGGAUCAACUGGCACGUCCGGUGAUUCCUCCGGUGCCCACUGCCACGCAGGCGGCAGGUAGUAGUAGUAGCAGUGGAUCUGUGGCCACGUCCACCACCACCACAACAGUAGCUAGCGGAGGAAGCAGCCAACAGGUAGCCACCGCCUCAGCGACGGCUCUACCUGUUAGUGCGGUCGCAAUUACCACACCAGGAGUGGGAGGGGAGGCAAAGCUGGAGCAGAAAUCCGAUCAGCCAGCAGCAAUUAUGCAGAAUCAGAGCCAAAACCAGGCGCCUCCACCACCACCGCCACCACAGCAGCAGCAGCAGCAGCAACUACACCAGCCGCAGCAGCUGCAACCGUCACCCCACCAAGUCAAGCAGACUGUGCAGAUUGUGUCGAAGGAGACGUCGUUCAUCUCAGGACCCGUUGCUGCUAAAACACUAGUGACGGAAGCCACUUCGAAGCCGGCUGAACUACUACCUCCUCCGCCUUACGAAAUGGCCACUGCUCCUAUAUCGAACGUCACCAUAUCCAUAUCCACCAAACAAGCGGCUCCGAAGGAACUGCAGAUGAAGCCCAAGGCGGUAGCUAUGUCACUACCCAUGGAGCAGGGCGACGAAUCGCUGCCAGAGCAAGCGGAGCCGCCGCUUCAUUCGGAACAGGGAGCUACUGCAGCGGGAGUUGCACCUCACUCCGGAGGUCCCCUUGUGUCUGCGCAAUGGACCAAUAACCAUUUAGAAGGAGGUGUAGCCACCACAAAGAUACCGUUCAAGCCUGGAGAGCCUCAAAAACGCAAGCUCCCCAUGCACCCACAACUGGACGAAAAGCAGAUCCAGCAACAGGCAGAGAUUCCCAUAAGCACCUCCCUACCAACAACUCCGACUGGACAAGGUACUCCCGACAAAGUACAGCUGAUCUCAGCGAUUGCCACUUAUGUAAAGAAAUCCGGUGUCCCGAACGAGGCACAACCCAUCCAGAACCAGAGCCAGGGCCAGGUGCAGAUGCAGGCGCAAAUGCAGGCGACUAUGCAAGGACACCUGUCUGGGCAGAUGUCCGGACAAAUCUCCGGACAUGCCGCUGGACAGAUACCCGCUCAAAUGCAUUUGCAAGUACAGCAUCAGCUCCAUAUGGCAGUUCAUCCACAGCAGCAGCAGCAGCAACUGCACCAGAACCAACCACAGAAUGCGACGAUUCCCCUUCCAGUUACUGGACAGGGUGCAGUGCCCAUCCCCGUGCCCACCAUGGAGAGCAAGGCAGGCGACCAAAGGAAGCGCCGCAAACGUGAGGUCCAGAAGCCGAGGCGCACAAAUCUGAACGCCGGACAAGCGGGUGGAGCUCUUAAGGAUCUAACAGGUCCACUACCGGCAGGUGCAAUGGUCCAACUGGCAGGAAUGCCGCCGGGGACCCAGUACAUACAAGGCGCGGCAUCAGGGACUGGUCAUGUGAUCACCAGUACCGGACAAGGAGUUACUUUGGGAGGAGUGGGCGCCAGUACUGGAGCCAGUUCCUCGCCCAUGCUCAAGAAGCGGGUUCGCAAGUUCUCCAAGGUAGAAGAGGAUCACGAUGCAUUUACCGAGAAGUUGCUGACGCACAUCCGCCAAAUGCAGCCGCUUCAAGUUCUGGAGCCGCAUCUCAAUCGCAACUUUCACUUUCUUAUCGGGAGCAACGAGACUUCUGGAGGUGGUUCGCCCGCCUCAAUGAGUUCUGCGGCUUCUGCCGGAUCAUCAUCGGCUGGAGGAGGAAAGCUGAAGGGCGGAUCUCGAGGCUGGCCACUGAGCAGGCAUUUGGAAGGUCUGGAGGACUGUGAUGGCACCGUUCUCGGCCGCUAUGGUCGAGUGAAUCUGCCAGGGAUACCCUCGUUGUACGAUAGCGAACGCUUUGGCGGAAGUAGAGGUCUAGUUGGUGGAUCUGCACGAACCCGUUCACCCUCGCCAGCAGAGUCUCCGGGAGCAGAAAAGAUGCUACCAAUGUCUAGCAUCCAAAAUGAUUUUUAUGACCAGGAGUUCUCCACGCAUAUGGAGCGCAAUCCUAGGGAACGCCUGGUGCGGCACAUUGGAGCCGUCAAGGAUUGCAAUUUGGAGACCGUAGACCUGGUGGAGAGCGAGGGCGUAGCUGCGUGGGCGACUCUUCCACGACUUACCCGCUAUCCGGGUCUAAUACUGCUCAAUGGAAACAGCCGUUGCCAUGGACGGAUGUCGCCGGUCGCACUGCCGGAGGAUCCGCUGACCAUGCGCUUUCCCGUGUCUCCACUGCUUCGAUCCUGCGGCGAAGAGCUGCGCAAGACACAGCAGAUGGAGCUGGGAAUGGGACCGCUGGGCAAUAAUAAUAAUAACAAUUACCAGCAGAAGAACCAGAAUGUGAUACUCGCACUGCCCGCCUCGGCAUCGGAGAACAUAGCCGGCGUGCUGCGGGAUCUGGCCAAUCUACUGCACUUGGCGCCCGCCCUUACCUGCAAGAUCAUCGAGGACAAGAUUGGCAACAAGUUGGAGGACCAGUUUAUGAAUCAGGACGAUGAAAAGCACGUCGACUUCAAGCGACCACUGAGUCAAGUGAGUCACGGUCAUCUGAGGAAGAUCCUCAACGGGCGUCGUAAGCUCUGCCGCAGCUGCGGAAAUGUGGUUCACGCCACUGGGCUGCGAGUUCCUCGGCACAGUGUUCCUGCCCUAGAAGAGCAACUCCCCCGGUUGGCUCAACUGAUGGACAUGCUGCCAAGAAAAUCGGUUCCCCCUCCUUUUGUGUACUUCUGCGAUCGCGCCUGCUUUGCGAGAUUCAAGUGGAAUGGAAAGGAUGGCCAGGCGGAGGCGGCUAGUCUGCUGCUUCAGCCAGCCGGCGGUUCUGCUGUAAAAUCAUCCAACGGAGACUCGCCUGGCAGCUUCUGCGCCAGCUCAACUGCCCCAGCGGAAAUGGUGGUCAAACAAGAACCGGAGGACGAGGAUGAGAAAACGCCGAGCGUACCGGGCAACCCCACAAAUAUCCCCGCACAGCGCAAAUGCAUUGUGAAGUGUUUUAGUGCUGAUUGCUUCACCACGGACUCGGCGCCAUCCGGACUGGAGCUCGACGGAACUGCUGGUGCCGGAACUGGGGCUGGACCGGUCAAUAAUACUGUGUGGGAAACAGAGACCAGUGGGCUGCAGUUGGAGGACACGCGGCAGUGUGUCUUCUGCAAUCAGCGUGGUGACGGCCAGGCAGAUGGACCCUCGCGACUGCUUAACUUCGAUGUGGAUAAAUGGGUUCACCUUAACUGCGCCCUGUGGUCCAACGGCGUGUACGAGACGGUGUCUGGGGCGCUGAUGAACUUCCAGACAGCUCUGCAAGCGGGACUGAGCCAGGCGUGUAGCGCUUGUCACCAACCAGGCGCCACCAUCAAGUGUUUCAAGUCGCGCUGCAACAGCCUGUACCACCUGCCAUGCGCCAUUCGCGAGGAGUGCGUCUUUUACAAGAACAAGUCCGUGCACUGCAGCGUUCAUGGUCAUGCUCAUGCCGGCAUCACGAUGGGUGCAGGAGCAGGCGCCACGACUGGCGCCGGAUUAGGAGGCUCUGUGGCAGAUAAUGAACUGAGCUCCCUGGUUGUCCACCGGAGAGUUUUUGUCGAUCGGGAUGAAAACCGUCAGGUGGCCACCGUCAUGCACUAUUCAGAGCUAAGCAACCUGCUCCGUGUGGGCAACAUGACGUUCCUGAACGUGGGUCAGUUACUGCCGCAUCAGCUGGAGGCCUUCCACACACCCCACUACAUCUACCCCAUUGGCUACAAGGUGAGUCGCUACUACUGGUGCGUGCGACGACCCAAUCGUAGGUGUCGAUACAUUUGCAGUAUCGCAGAGGCCGGAUGCAAGCCCGAGUUUCGCAUCCAGGUGCAGGACGCCGGCGACAAGGAGCCGGAGCGCGAGUUUCGGGGCAGUUCGCCCUCGGCGGUCUGGCAGCAGAUUCUGCAGCCAAUCACGCGACUGCGUAAGGUGCACAAGUGGUUGCAGCUCUUUCCCCAGCACAUCAGUGGUGAGGACCUAUUUGGCCUAACGGAACCGGCCAUUGUGCGAAUCCUGGAAAGCCUCCCGGGCAUUGAGACGCUCACUGACUACCGCUUCAAGUACGGUCGCAACCCGCUUCUUGAGUUCCCGCUAGCCAUCAAUCCGUCUGGAGCGGCGCGUACGGAACCCAAGCAACGACAGCUGCUCGUCUGGAGGAAGCCGCAUACGCAACGCACGGCCGGCAGCUGCAGCACGCAGCGGAUGGCCAACUCGGCUGCGAUUGCCGGAGAAGUGGCCUGCCCGUACAGCAAGCAGUUCGUGCAUUCGAAGAGCUCCCAGUACAAAAAGAUGAAGCAGGAGUGGCGCAACAACGUCUACUUGGCGAGAUCUAAGAUCCAGGGUCUUGGCUUGUAUGCAGCUCGGGACAUUGAAAAGCACACCAUGAUAAUCGAGUACAUUGGCGAGGUUAUCCGCACCGAGGUCUCCGAGAUACGCGAGAAGCAGUACGAGUCCAAGAACCGUGGCAUCUACAUGUUCCGGCUGGAUGAAGACCGCGUGGUGGACGCCACUCUAAGCGGCGGGUUGGCGCGCUACAUCAACCAUUCGUGCAAUCCCAACUGUGUUACCGAGAUAGUGGAGGUCGAUCGCGACGUGCGGAUCAUAAUAUUCGCCAAGCGGAAGAUCUAUCGCGGCGAGGAGCUCUCGUACGACUACAAGUUCGACAUUGAGGACGAGUCGCACAAGAUACCGUGCGCCUGUGGAGCGCCCAACUGUCGCAAGUGGAUGAACUAGAGUCGGGAGGAGCCUCUAGCGGAGGACCAAAGGAAGCGCAAGAAGCGGCGGCGAGCACGUCGCUCCCAGUGAACAGGAACAGGAGUAGAGACAGGAACAGGAACAGGACUUGUAUCUGAUCAAGUAGCUAGAUUCGCUAAGCAUUAUAGUUCGUGUACAUUUAUAUAUAUAUAUAUAUAUAUAUAUAUAUAUUUAUAUAUAUAUAGUUUAUAUGCUAUAUGCAGAUAUGCUCGUGGAGAGCAUAUGACCUUGUAAGUUUUGUAUAUGUGCCCACUGUAGCCAAUUCGUAUCCUUUAUAUCGCUCUUAAGUGCAAAAGUGGAGAGUGUCUUCAUAGUUUAAAUUGAAUAAUUGCUAUCGUUUCUACAUAGAAAGAAUAUAAAUGUUACUGCUAGGACACGACCACCCCUGUAAUGUAUUUCGGACCCCCUCUCCUCACACAGUCGCUGGAGCACCUAAUUUUAUUUGUUUUAGCACCAUCUCCACAUUCAUCACUACCACCAUUGCAAUUAUCGCGAGGAAACUGACCGCCCCGAUGGCCAACCCAAAACUUGACUUUAUGCGUGUGUGCCUUCCCCUCUGUUUACCAUUAUUAUUAUUAUCAUAAUUGUAGCGGUUAUCUUUCAAUAUUCGGCCACUUUACAUGGGGAGCGAUCCUUCUUUCGCUGCGUGUAUCGUGCGCAACCUUCUUUGAAUAUAUACACUGAUAAGGAUAUGAACACCUACUUCUAUUUUAUUUUAUUUAAAUAGUUUGCGAUUACUUUUAAGUACAUUAACUAACUCCGAACAACGUGUAUUUUUCAUCCCCUUAAAUAGUAGCUAAGUAAAUUUUAUGCCACCAUUUU